Messenger RNA from Thrips palmi, 1564 nucleotides. Its product is annotated as protein krueppel-like. Gene Ontology annotation, molecular function: DNA-binding transcription factor activity, RNA polymerase II-specific; RNA polymerase II cis-regulatory region sequence-specific DNA binding. The record is from RefSeq and is a predicted model, not a curated record. Lineage: Eukaryota; Metazoa; Arthropoda; Insecta; Thysanoptera; Thripidae. Gene Ontology annotation, cellular component: nucleus. Gene Ontology annotation, biological process: regulation of transcription by RNA polymerase II. The transcript is spliced from 2 exons. The coding region runs from base 143 to 601 and encodes 152 amino acids.
UUGUUCACGUUAGAAAUCGAGUUGCGUCUUGGCGUCUUCUCCACGGACCUGCAGGGUGUAUUAUCUUGAAGUGGAGAACAUUAAAGAUUUCUUCAUCGGACUCCUCGGUGACUUCAUCCGCUUCAUCACACUUUCAAAGACAAUGGCUGGAAACACCUUUGAUUGCGAAGUUUGCAGUAAAGUCUUUCAACACCAAAGCAGUCUCACAAGGCACAUUCUAACCCAUCGGGGAGUGAAGCUUUUCCAUUGCUCAUCCUGCACAAAGAAGUUCAGCGACAGUCAGAGUUUGGCCGCCCACCAUCGAACGCACACUGGUGAAGAACCAUUCAAGUGUGACAGUUGCAAGAAAACGUUCAGUGACUCCAGCAAUCUUAGAAAGCAUGUGAGGAUUCAUACGAAGGAAAAACCCUUUUCUUGCCAAACUUGCAAACGUAAGUUCAGCCAAGGAAGCAACCUGAAAAAACACGAGCGCACGCACACUGGGGAGAAGCCUUUUCAAUGUUCAAUUUGCAAGAUGAAAUUCAGCCAAAAAGGCAACAUAAAGAAGCACCUUCGUACUCAUUCACAGGAAGAGGUAGAUAGUGAGGGUUAUGAUGACUAAGCUUCUUUACAAUUAAUUGUAAAAUUAAUGUAAUUCAUAUUGUAAAGUUGUAAAUUAAAUAAGCUGAAUAGUGUUCAUACCCCCGUACCAGGGGUGGAAGUUGCUGUACAUGUCUUACUUCUGUGUAAGAUCGUGAAAAUCGUAAUUAUUUUGUUAGAGAUUUCUAGUUAUGUGAAUCCGCUCCUGUGUUUUAAGUGCGCUCAGGAAAUUACCGCGGUGUUGAAUAAGGUAGUCUUAAAAACCUGUAAGGUUAACACAAAACCUUUUCUGUUAUUGUCUAGUGUAAAUUGUUUUCAUUUUGCAGUUUUUGUUCUUUUUGGCCGUACCUGUGUGAGCCCAUUUGUGCGUCGUACCAAGUUUUAUCUUAGUUCUUAAGUAUUUAUGUAAUGUGAAUUAUAUUGGUGAGAAUUAUCCCUGUAACGUGAGAGUUUCUUUCUUACCCUUUCGAUGCCCGUUUACAUUAAAUUGGAUCAAAUAAGAAAUGGGGAAACCAUUCACAUCAAAGGACUCGUCUCGACGAGACGAGCAAAAUAUUUCAAUAUACAUGCAUAUGCUGACAUGUGAGGGGUUAGGGAGCGCAAUGAAGAAGAAACUGGCUGCCGAAAAAUUCGAAAACAUCAAAAGAAACGUGCCGUUUAGACACUUCUUGCUCCCGCCUCAUACCGUCGGUGAAGCAUUGUAAUCGGGCUUCGAUGUUUAUGACAGGGUUGCCAAAAGUGUGGAACACACUUAGAAUCCUUCAAAGAACUGCUUGUUGUAAUACAAAGAUUUUGUUUGCAAUUUAACGGAAAAAUCCUUUGUAGCCUACGAAGAACUUCUUCGCAGCAUUACAAACAAAACUGUUCGUAUUUCAAACGAUUUCCUUCGUAGGCUGCGAAGCCUUCGUUUUCUUUGUAUCACAACGAGCAGUUCUUUGUAGGAAUUUAUCUGUGAAAACCUUGAAACCCUAGAAAAGUCAGUUUU